CAGGUGCGCUCUAGCGGCCGCACGCGGUAACUGCAGCGGCGCGCGGCAAAAAGCCACAUUUUGUCUGUGGGUGCUAGAGGAGCUGUCCACCAGCACGGUGCUGAAGUGUGUCCGACACAGCGCUGCACGGUAUAUCAAGUAUUUUGUCUCACAAAUUUAAAGGAUGCACUGGUCAAUGAAUACACUGCCCAUGCCUCCAUAUGUAGAGCUGGGUGUCCAUUCACUGAGUGGCCUUCUCUGGACUCUAUUGCUCCUGUUUCUGUGGCACUGUUAUCGGAUGGGCUCCGAUCUGCCAAUCCCAGGCCACGCACACGCCGGAAAGCUCAAGUCAGGCUCAAGGCGGUCCAUGAAGUCCCGUGGUGGUAGCUGCGCUGGAACAAAGUGUAAUGCACGAUCCAAGCUGUCAAGGAAUGAUCAAAUUAGUCCCUUUAUUUCCAUGGAAACAGAGGAGGAUGAGGAGCAGGGACAGGGUUACCUCACCCCUGUGCUGAGUCAUGCCUUGUUCCCAGCCCAGGCAUCUGCAGAAGCCAAAAAACUCUAUGCAGCACUGCAAGAAUAUGCCAAACGCUACAGUUGGGUGGGCAUGGGCCGCAUUCAUAAGGGCCUCCGUGAGCAGGUCAGACUAAAUGAUCUCUCUGCUAUACAGAAGCCUCAUCUCUUCUUCCUGCCAGAUGUCCCAAGUGUUCCUUUCUUCCCACGUGAUGCUCAUCGACAUGACAUUGAGGUCUUGGAAGCCAACUACCCUGUAAUCUUGGCUGAAUUCCAGGCUGUUUACCAGCGGGGCAUUGACUCAAAACUUGGAUGGACCUGUCUGGGACCAAAGGGCCAGGCGGUGUUUCCUUUGUACAGUGCAGGGGUCUGCGUGGCAGGAAACUGUCGCUCUUGUCCCUGCACCUACCGGACGCUUCUCUCCCUACGUACUUUUAUAAGCAGCAACUCUCUGGGAUCUGCUGGAUUUUGGCUGUUGGGGCCUGGAGCUACAUUGGGAAGUUCAUAUGGACCCACCAAUACACGUCUCCGUUGUCAUCUUGGUCUGAAGACUCCCCCCCUGUGUGAGCUGGUGGUGGGAGGAGAGCCUCAGUGUUGGUCAGAGGGACACUGCCUUCUGGUUGAUGACUCGUUUCUUCACACCGUCUCCCACAAGGGGCCUCCAGAUACCGGACCCCGCGUCAUUUUGAGUGUGGACCUCUGGCAUCCAAAUGUGGCUGCUGCAGAGAGACAAGCUUUGGACUUCAUGUUCAGCCCUGACCUCUGAAUUUGCUCCUGCGCUACCAAUGGACAACAUGCAGGGAUGCCUUACCUUAGCCCUGAUUGUUGUGGGUCAUGCAUCUCAUUCAAAUUGAUGGAUCACUGUGUGAAUUUGCCCUAAUAAUUAUACAAGCCAUUAGCCACGCUUACAAGUGGUGUUGGGUUUAUGGUCUACACCAGGAAGUGCCCCAAGAAUGCAUUAUUAUGGAUGAUGUUAGACAAUACUACAUGCCAGACGAUUUGGCUGCAUACUAUAAACUGAUAUCAUUUGAAAGCACAAAGAGAUCUCACCCAAGAAGAGCAGAUCUGGUGACUAUUGUAAAUCUUACAACAACAUAAAAAGUAUCUUGACAUCAUAUACUAUGCUAGUGAAUGCUAUUUGCAUGUGAAACCUAUCUGUCAUGAUAACUGGACUUCAAGCUGCUGAUGCAUGUGCUAAUAUGCCUUCAGGACAAGAGGCCAUAAUAUAUUUUGAAAUGUAUGUAGAUUACCUAUGGUUCAACCAAAAAACUGUGAAAACAUGAAAAUCAUAUAAAUGUAAAAUUUCAAUUUAUUUCUAUUUUCCAAAAUGAAUGGCAAAAUAUAUAAACUUUCACAUACUGUGGUUAAUCUUUCCCUUCUUAUUACUAUCCUCUGUGUAUGCUUGUAUGUUUCUAUCUAUAAAUAUAUUUUUCUUUGUUUAGUAUUAUAAUUGGUGGAUUGUUAGUGGUUUACAUAUUAUAUGACAUGCAUAUAUCAGGGUUUUUGUCAGUUCCAUUUUUUUCUUGGAAUCCAAAUAACAAAUAAAUAACAAAGAAAUAAAUCA
Seriola aureovittata is the source of this 2053-nucleotide messenger RNA. RefSeq names its product aspartate beta-hydroxylase domain containing 1 (gene asphd1). The transcript is spliced from 6 exons. Bases 164 to 1255 code for a protein of 363 amino acids. Lineage: Eukaryota; Metazoa; Chordata; Actinopteri; Carangiformes; Carangidae. The record is from RefSeq and is a predicted model, not a curated record.